AUGGUGCCUGCGCCGCCAAACAGCCAAGUCGCCCCUCUACCCACAGACCUACCGUUCCGACUCGUCAGUAAGACCAUCGGACAAGGCGCAUAUGCAUCUAUUCGCAAAGCCAUUCCUAUAAACGCUCCCAAACCCGUCAUCGCCAUCAAGUUCAUAAACAAAGAACAUGCCUUCCGUACCGGUCGCCUCACCCCGAAGCAGAUCAAGAUGGAAAUAGUCUUGCACACCCAUCUCGGCAAACAUCACAACAUCAUCCACUGUCUGGGCUCAGGUGAAGACCCGCUCUGGACGUGGAUAGCCAUGGAAUUGGCCGAGGGUGGCGACCUUUUUGACAAGAUUGAGGCCGACGAAGGUGUAGGAGAGGAUAUUGCACACCUUUACUUCUCGCAGCUCGUGAGCGCUGUGGCGUAUAUGCACAGCAUGGGUGUGGCCCAUCGAGACAUCAAGCCCGAGAAUGUGUUGUUGAGUGCAGAGGGAGACCUGAAGUUGAGUGACUUUGGAUUGGCAGCAUUGUUCAAGAAGGACGGGCAGUUGCGACUUUGCAACACCGUAUGCGGUUCUCCGCCUUACAUUGCGCCAGAGAUUGUCAGCGGGAGGCGAAGCAAGAGGGCAGAUGUGCUAGACGUCGGAUACGCAGCGAACAUCUGCGAUAUCUGGAGUUGCGGCGUCGUUCUCUUUGUACUCCUCGUCGGCAACACGCCAUGGGACGAACCCACGACUCGGUCAGAAGAGUUCAAGGAAUUCGCUGAGUCGGGAGGCCACACUACUGAUGAGCUCUGGGCCAAACUUCCCCCCUCCAUCGUAAGCUUGCUACGCGGCAUGCUGAAGAUCGACCCACAAGAGCGCUUCACACUGGACGAAGUACGCACCCAUCCAUGGUUUACACGCAAGAAUCCAUACUUGACACCAAGCGGACGCAACGCAAACCCAGUCGGACUUGCAACUCAAAUGCUAUCUCAACUUCGCAUCGACUUCACACGGCCACCCACCCAAUCCCAACGCGGCUUCUCACAAGAUAGCAACGGUAGCGAUGCCAUGGACAUUGACGGCGACACAUCACCCCGCCGCAGCAGCGCCAUCCACAUCCUCGCCUCCACCCAACCCGAGACCCCAACCGCAGACACGCCUUUUGACUGGGAACGUCCACCCCGUCUCCCCAGCCAUGAUGGCGUAUCUGCUUCCCAGCCUGAAAACCAUCUCACCCGUCGCGUUCAAAUCGGUACCACACCAUUCAUGUCGCAGCUCCCGUCUUCAACCCAGGAUAUGCUCUCCCAAGACCCCAGCAUGACGCAAUUUAGCUCCACACCUGGCGUUCCUCUCACCUUCACGCAAGCCGCUCGUAAAUUCGCGGAUAUACUUCCUUCGUACUCGAUGGCGCGCUUCAUUUCGCCUCAUCCCCUGACGAACUUGCUUCCUCUCCUCCUCGCUGCACUGCACCGUCUCGGUGUUCCGGCUCCAUCGCUGCCGGCUCAGCACGUUGAGGAAGCAGAGCGCACGGGAAGUAUGAGCAUUAGAGUUAAGAUGGCAGAUGGGCGUCGACAGGGUCUCAAUGGCCAUAUCGUGGUAGAGAAGGCCGUGUACGAGGGUGCCGAGUACUGGGAGGUAAGGUUUGUGAAGGCUAGUGGAGAUCCGUUGGAGUGGAGGCGGUUCUUCAAGAAUGUUGUGCUUUGUGUGGGAGACUUGGUAUUGAGGCCCAAUUAG
This is a messenger RNA of Pyrenophora tritici-repentis Pt-1C-BFP, 1701 nucleotides long. Its product is annotated as SPS1, Serine/threonine protein kinase. Gene Ontology annotation, cellular component: cytoplasm. Lineage: Eukaryota; Fungi; Ascomycota; Dothideomycetes; Pleosporales; Pleosporaceae. Gene Ontology annotation, biological process: protein phosphorylation; intracellular signal transduction. The record is from RefSeq and is a predicted model, not a curated record. Gene Ontology annotation, molecular function: protein serine/threonine kinase activity; ATP binding.